Molecule: messenger RNA, 3333 nt
Organism: Blastocystis hominis
Lineage: Eukaryota; Bigyra; Opalinata; Blastocystidae
Exons: 18
Coding region: 1-3333 (1110 amino acids)
Biological process (GO): xylulose metabolic process
Cellular component (GO): cytosol
Molecular function (GO): D-xylulokinase activity
Source: RefSeq, a predicted model, not a curated record
AUGCAUAAAAUACUAUCUAUUUUCGUUUUGUAUAUUAUUGUAUUACAUAGCUACUUCAAAUGUGUGGUAAGUGCGAUACAUCGAUAUUCUUAUUUAGAUCUCUUUCUUGGAAUCGAUUUGAGUACUCAAAGUUGCAAAGCAACACUCCUUGAUUCAACUCUUGCUGUGACGCAUUCUGCUACAGUAAUCUUUGAAGAAGACCUUCCACAAUACAAUGCGAAGGGAGGAAUCUUGAUACGCGAAGGUGGAGUUGUCGUUUCUCCAACUUUGAUGUGGGUAGAAGCUCUAGAUCUUUUGUUUAGCAGAUUGAAGGAAUCUGGAGUUUCUAUGAAUUUGAUUAAAUCAAUAAGUAUAGGAGCUCAGCAACAUGGUAGUGUGUACUGGAAAAAGGGUUCUCGCUCACUUUUGACAAACUUGUGUUCGAACGAUUCACUUGUUAACCAAUUGAAAGAUGCAUUUUCUAUUAAUGAAUCUCCGAUUUGGAUGGAUAGUAGUACUGUAUCUGAAUGUGCUGCCUUGGAAGAAUCGAUGGGAGGAAGUAUGAAACUGGCUGAGAUUACUGGUUCAAAAGCAUAUACACGUUUUACCGGAAAUCAGAUUGCUCGAAUCGCGAAACUUUAUCCUGAAGCGUAUGAGAAUACUGAACGAAUUUCUUUGGUGAGUUCAUUUGCCACUUCUAUUUUAUGUGGUGAUUAUGUUAAUAUCGAUCUGAGUGAUGGGAGUGGUAUGAAUCUAUUGGAUAUUCGUACUCACAAAUGGCAUAUUCCAUGUCUGAAUGCUUGUGCACCGAAUUUAUACGAACGUUUAGGAGAUCCUGUUCCAACAACAACACUCGUUGGAAAAAUCCAUUCGUAUUUUGUCGAAAAAUAUGGUUUAUCUCCUUCAUGUGACAUUGUUUGUGGAAGUGGGGAUACUCCUUGUUCGUUGGUAGGUUUGCGAAUGAAUCGUCCUGGUGAUAUUGCGAUAAGUUUGGGAACAAGUAACACAGUAUUUGCCCUAAUGAAUGAAUGUAAAACUGAUAUCGAAGGUCAUGUAUUUGUAAGUCCUCUAGACGAAAGUAAAUUCUGCUUUAUCAUUUUGUUUUUAGAUACUUAUAUGAAACUUCUUGGAUUUGCUAAUGGAGACUUGCCUAGAGCGCGUACCUGCCAGCGCUAUGCCAACAACGAUUGGAAUGUGUUUUCUCAACUUGUCGAACAAUCGCCUCCUGGAAACAAUGGUUUCAUCUAUAUUGAUCGUUAUGUUCCUGAAAUCACACCGGAUAGUCGAGUUUGCGGAAUAUUUAUGUUCAAUGGAGAUGGUGAAAAAGUCGACAAUCUAUCUCCUUGUGAAUGUUGUCGUGGUAUAAUUGAAUCUCAAGUACUAUCGAUGCGUCUUCAUUUGGAAAAAACGGGAUUCAAUCAAUUUGAGCGACUGAUAGUAACUGGUGGAGCAUCUGUAAAUCAUUCUAUAUUACAGAUAAUAGCGGAUGUUUUCCAGGCUGAUGUAUUCACAAUCAAUGUGAAAGAUAGUGCAAGUGUUGGAGCUGGUAUUCGUGGUUACAUAGGAUGGUUGAAAGAAACAAAUCCUGCUAUGUCGAAUGAAACAUUCUUUGAUGAAAGAACGAAUGAUGAGAGUUUGAGAAAAGUUGCGAGUCCAAAUCAUGAAGUGAAGCAUAUAUAUGAUGAAAUGCUAUUGAAAUAUUCAAAACUUGACAUUAAUUAUUAUUUUCUAUGUGUGGUAAGUGCGAUACAUCGAUAUUCUUAUUUAGAUCUCUUUCUUGGAAUCGAUUUGAGUACUCAAAGUUGCAAAGCAACACUCCUUGAUUCAACUCUUGCUGUGACGCAUUCUGCUACAGUAAUCUUUGAAGAAGACCUUCCACAAUACAAUGCGAAGGGAGGAAUCUUGAUACGCGAAGGUGGAGUUGUCGUUUCUCCAACUUUGAUGUGGGUAGAAGCUCUAGAUCUUUUGUUUAGCAGAUUGAAGGAAUCUGGAGUUUCUAUGAAUUUGAUUAAAUCAAUUGGUGUGAGCGGUCAGCAACAUGGUAGUGUGUACUGGAAAAAGGGUUCUCGCUCACUUUUGACAAACUUGUGUUCGAACGAUUCACUUGUUAACCAAUUGAAAGAUGCAUUUUCUAUUAAUGAAUCUCCGAUUUGGAUGGAUAGUAGUACUGUAUCAGAAUGUGCUGCCUUGGAAGAAUCGAUGGGAGGAAGUAUGAAACUGGCUGAGAUUACUGGUUCAAAAGCAUAUACACGUUUUACCGGAAAUCAGAUUGCUCGAAUCGCGAAACUUUAUCCUGAAGCGUAUGAGAAUACUGAACGAAUUUCUUUGGUGAGUUCAUUUGCCACUUCUAUUUUAUGUGGUGAUUAUGUUAAUAUCGAUCUGAGUGAUGGAAGUGGUAUGAAUCUAUUGGAUAUUCGUACUCACAAAUGGCAUAUUCCAUGUCUGAAUGCUUGUGCACCGAAUUUAUACGAACGUUUAGGAGAUCCUGUUCCAACAACAACACUCGUUGGAAAAAUCCAUUCGUAUUUUGUCGAAAAAUAUGGUUUAUCUCCUUCAUGUGACAUUGUUUGUGGAAGCGGAGACAAUCCUUGUUCGUUGGUAGGUUUGCGAAUGAAUCGUCCUGGUGAUAUUGCGAUAAGUUUGGGAACAAGUAACACAGUAUUUGCCCUAAUGAAUGAAUGUAAAACUGAUAUCGAAGGUCAUGUAUUUGUAAGUCCUCUAGACGAAAAUAUGUACAUGAAAAUGCUGUGCUACUCGAACGGUGAUUUUGUGCGGACGCGUACCUGCCAGCGCUAUGCCAACAACGAUUGGAAUGUGUUUUCUCAACUUGUCGAACAAUCGCCUCCUGGAAACAAUGGUUUCAUCUAUAUUGAUCGUUAUGUUCCUGAAAUCACACCGGAUAGUCGAGUUUGCGGAAUAUUUAUGUUCAAUGGAGAUGGUGAAAAAGUCGACAAUCUAUCUCCUUGUGAAUGUUGUCGUGGUAUAAUUGAAUCUCAAGUACUAUCGAUGCGUCUUCAUUUGGAAAAAACGGGAUUCAAUCAAUUUGAGCGACUGAUAGUAACUGGUGGAGCAUCUGUAAAUCAUUCUAUAUUACAGAUAAUAGCGGAUGUUUUCCAGGCUGAUGUAUUCACAAUCAAUGUGAAAGAUAGUGCAAGUGUUGGAGCUGGUAUUCGUGGUUACAUAGGAUGGUUGAAAGAAACAAAUCCUGCUAUGUCGAAUGAAACAUUCUUUGAUGAAAGAACGAAUGAUGAGAGUUUGAGAAAAGUUGCGAGUCCAAAUCAUGAAGUGAAGCAUAUAUAUGAUGAAAUGCUAUUGAAAUAUUCAAAACUUGAGUCAAGUCUUUCCAUUGUUUGA